Molecule: messenger RNA, 495 nt
Organism: Bradysia coprophila
Lineage: Eukaryota; Metazoa; Arthropoda; Insecta; Diptera; Sciaridae
Product: putative ATP synthase subunit f, mitochondrial
Biological process (GO): proton motive force-driven mitochondrial ATP synthesis
Cellular component (GO): proton-transporting ATP synthase complex
Molecular function (GO): proton-transporting ATP synthase activity, rotational mechanism
Source: RefSeq, a predicted model, not a curated record
UACAGAAACUGUCAUUUCGUCAAAUGAAAUUUUGCGACAGGUUUUCUUUUCAAUAAAGAAUUAUGGGCUUUGGUGAUUAUCCUCCGGAAUACGAUGCCAAGCAUCAUGGACCGUAUAACCCGGCCCGUUACUAUGGCAAACGUGAUAUUCCAUUCAGCAAUGUAAAAUUAGGCGAAUUAGCCGCCUGGUUAUCUCGUCGUGAAAAAAGCCCUCAUGCAUUGGUAGCAAUGGUCAGUCGUGCGUGGUGGCGUUGGAAUCAUAAAUACGUCAUGCCGAGACGAGCUGGUAUUGCUCCGUUGUUUCAUCUGAUUGGUGGAUCUUGCUUGUUCUGCUAUAUUAUUAAUUAUGGAAGUAUUAAGCACCACCGCAAUUACAAAUAUCAUUAAAAACUCAAAGAAGCGUCAUCUUCUGCAAGCACUGCUGCUUCAGUACUAUAUAAACUGUCUUUACACUUCACUAUAAAUAUAUCCAUACAGAAUAAACAGAAUAAAUCCA